GUAACUUGGGUUAGCUGAUUCGCUGACUACUUUCUUUACAUUUGAAAGAAUGGAGCAAGAUUCUUCACUGCUCAGUAAAAUUAAUGAGGCUUCUGGAUGUAUUAAAUCUGUUCUUGAAAAAGCAGGAAGCCUCCAGGUUGCACUGAAGCUGGAGCCUACUAUAGAAGAGAAAGGGCUUACCAAUAGUUCUGAUGAUCCAUGUGUACUCAUGGAACUAAAUCUCACUGUAAAUGAAGACCUAAAGCAGAUGUUGGAAAGCAAUAAAGAUUCUGCUAAAUUGGAUGCUAUGAGAAGGAUUGUUGGGGUGAUUGCAAAGGGGAAAAAUGCAUCUGAAUUGUUUCCUGCUGUUGUGAAGAAUGUGGCCAGUAAAAACAUUGAGAUAAAAAAGCUAGUGUAUGUUUAUCUGAUGCGAUAUGCAGAGGAACAGCAGGACCUGGCAUUGCUGUCCAUCAGUACCUUCCAGCGUGCUCUGAAAGAUCCUAAUCAGUUAAUCCGUGCAAGUGCUUUGAGAGUUUUAUCCAGCAUCCGUGUGCCAAUUAUUGUUCCUAUAAUGAUGCUUGCUAUUAAAGAAGCAUCCUCUGAUUUAUCUCCUUAUGUUAGGAAAAAUGCAGCCCAUGCAAUCCAAAAACUCUAUAGCCUUGAUCCGGAGCAAAAGGAAAUGUUGAUAGAAGUGAUAGAAAAACUCCUGAAAGAUAAAAGUACGUUGGUAGCCGGGAGCGUUGUAAUGGCCUUUGAGGAAGUGUGCCCAGAUAGAAUUGAUCUGAUUCACAAGAACUAUCGAAAACUCUGUAAUUUGCUGGUUGAUGUGGAGGAAUGGGGGCAAAUUGUUAUAAUUCACAUGUUAACUCGAUAUGCACGUACACAGUUUGAGAGCCCCUGGAAAGAGGAUGUUGUUAUGGAAGAGUACAAUGAAAAGAACUUUUAUGAGUCUGAUGAAGAACAGAAAGAAAAGGAUCAGAAAGUGAAGAAACUGUAUGCUAUGGAUCCAGAUCACAGGCUGCUUUUACGGAAUACAAAGCCUUUGCUACAAAGCCGUAAUGCUGCUGUGGUGAUGGCAGUUGCACAGCUGUAUUGGCACCUGGCACCAAAAUCUGAGGCUGGCAUAGUUUCCAAAUCAUUAGUGCGUUUGCUUCGUAGUAAUAGGGAGGUGCAGUAUAUUGUUCUGCAGAAUAUUGCGACUAUGUCCAUCCAAAGAAAGGGCAUGUUUGAACCUUACCUGAAGAGUUUCUAUGUUAGGUCAACUGAUCCAACGAUGAUCAAAACAUUAAAGCUUGAAAUCUUGACAAAUUUAGCAAAUGAAGCCAGUAUAUCAACUAUACUUCGAGAAUUUCAGACCUAUGUGAAAAGCCAAGAUAAACAAUUUGCCGCAGCUACAAUUCAGGCUAUAGGCAGAUGUGCAACCAACAUCUCAGAAGUGACUGACACAUGCCUUAACGGCCUAGUGUGUUUGCUGUCCAACAGGGAUGAAAUAGUGGUUGCUGAAAGUGUUGUUGUUAUCAAGAAGCUUCUACAAACACAACCAGCACACCAUAGUGAAAUUAUCAAGCAUAUGGCUAAGCUCUUGGACAGUAUUACUGAAGCACAUGUAAACACUUUUUAUCCUACUACACGGGAGAAAUUCAAGAGAGGCAUAUCCCAUAGAAUAUCACCUGGUAGCCCUCUUCCUGAGAUGUCUGUCUGGCUGUUUACAAUAGAACAUGUGACUGCAGUCCAUUUGGUUCCUGUGGCUAGAGCCAGCAUUCUCUGGCUCAUAGGAGAAUAUUGUGAACGAGUCCCAAAAAUUGCACCUGAUGUUUUGAGAAAGAUGGCUAAAAGUUUCACUAAUGAAGAUGAUCUUGUAAAGCUGCAAAUUUUAAAUUUGGGAGCCAAACUUUAUUUAACCAACUCAAAACAGACAAAAUUGCUUACCCAGUAUGUAUUAAAUCUCGGCAAGUAUGAUCAAAGCUACGACAUCAGAGACCGUACGAGAUUUAUUAGGCAGCUUAUUGUUCCAAACGAGAAGAGUGGAGCUUUAAGCAAAUAUGCCAAAAAAAUAUUUCUGGCACAGAAACCUGCCCCAUUGCUUGAGUCUCCUUUUAAAGAUAGGGAUCAUUUCCAGCUUGGCACCUUAUCUCAUAUUCUGAACACCAAAGCCACUGGGUACCUGGAGUUAUCCAAUUGGCCAGAGGUGGCGCCUGACCCAUCAGUGCGAAAUGUUGAAGUAAUUGAGCCGACAAAAGAAUGGACAGGACUUCUAGGCAAAGCAAAGAAAGAGAAGCCUACUAAAAAGUUUUAUUCUGAGGAUGAAGAUGAGGAUGAAUCUGCUAGCAGCAGUGAUACUGAGAGUAAAUCUGGUAGUGAAAGUGAAAAAGAGAAGGAAGAAGGGAGCAGUAUGGAAAGCAGUGGAAGUUCUUCCAGUGAAGAAUCGAGUGAUAGUGAAAUGGACAGCAAAGAAGGUAGAACAAAGAAAAAAUCUGAAACAAGUGAGGAAAGUGACUCAGAUGACACUGAAAAGAAAACAAAGAUGAUCUCCAAAGGAAAGAGAACCUCCAGGUCCUCUGAAUCAGGAUCUAGUUUAACAGAGGAAAGUUCUUCAGGUUCUGAAUCAGAAUCUGACUCUGAAAGUGACUCUGGAUUAAAAAAACCUGAAAAGGCUACUUCGAACAAGAGAGAAGAAAAAACACAGCAAAAGAAAAAAACUUCUAAUAAACAAGAUGUGUCCUUACUAGAUCUGGAUGAUUUUAGUUUUGUUUCGACUCCUGUGGUAGUUCCCAGACCAGCUAUUUUGCCUCCAAGUUUAGUUGCUGACCUAGAGGGCUUAAAGCUGACAAGUUCAUCUGUCAUUGAUGUCAGUACUCCAGUUUUUGUGCCAAUGGAAACUCAUGAAUUGCUUCACCGAAUGAGUGGAAAAGGAUUAUCAGCUCAUUAUCACUUCUCAAGACAGCCAUGCAUUUAUGGUGAUCAAAUGGUAUCUGUACAAGUAACAUUAACUAACACCACUGACCAGAAGAUAGAGAAUAUUCAUAUAGGAGAGAAAAAGCUACCUGCAGGGAUGAAGAUGCAUGUGUUUAACCCAAUAGAAUCUCUUGAGCCUGAGGGAUCCAUUACUGUUUCAGUGGGUAUUGACUUCUGUGAUUCUACUCAGACUGCCAGUUUCCAAUUAUGCACAAAGGAUAAUCACUUCAAUGUUAGCAUUCAGCCCUCUGUUGGAGAACUACUUUUACCUGUCACUAUGUCAGAGAAAGAUUUUAUGAAAGAGCAAGGAAUGCUUGCAGGAAUGAAUGAGACAUCUACUACAAUUACUGUUGCUCCACAGUAUUCCACCCAUUCUGUAAUAAUUCAAAAAAUAGUUAAGGCAGCAAACCUGGGGGUUGUUCCUUCUGGUCAAGAUAACAUACACAGGUUUGCAGCUAAAACUGUGCACAGUGGGUCAUUGAUGCUAGUCACAGUGGAGCUGAAGGAAAGCUCUACAGCACAGCUCAUCAUAAACACUGAGAAAACUGUGAUUGGUUCUGUUCUACUGCGGGAGCUGAAGCCUGUCCUCUCCCAGGGGUAACCUGCUUACAUCUGGACUUCAGAAUCUGGCACACAACAAAAGUGCCUGGCAUCCACUACUGCUGCCUUUCAUUUAUAAUAAUAGCCCUUCCAUCUGGCAGUGGGGGAAGAAUACACUCUUGACAUUCUUGUCUCCUGCUUUAGAAUGCUAGUGUGUAUCUAUCAUGUAUGCAAGUACUUUCAGUUUUUUCCUGCUUGCUAACCAAAGAACAUAUAUUUUACUGUCAGUUAUCCACGCUCUUAAAUGUAUUUCCCAUUUGUUCAGUUCUUGUGCUUCCCUUCUUCCCUUCCACUUACCUCUCCAUUUUUCCCUGCUAGUGGACAAAUAUUAGGUAAUAAAGUUCAGGAAAAAUGCACUUGCUUGAGAACUGAGCUAAAAUGUCAGAGGGAGACGCUGCAGGUUAGUAUUAGAUGGGUUUUAUUGUAUGAGAAGUGUGAAAGGACAAUGGGUACUACAAUAUGUCCUUGUCUUCUCAAGUUACUUGUAAGCUUAAAUCCAUAUAUAUUGUAAAAUGUUGCUGCCAGUUACUGCCAUGUUGUCAAAUAUUUCUAAAUGUUCAGAUUCUAAUAAAGUUGAAUUACAAAUCAAA
This is a messenger RNA of Alligator mississippiensis (American alligator), 4124 nucleotides long. It is a transcript of the gene AP3B1, whose product is annotated as adaptor related protein complex 3 subunit beta 1. The transcript is spliced from 28 exons. Lineage: Eukaryota; Metazoa; Chordata; Crocodylia; Alligatoridae. Bases 50 to 3535 code for a protein of 1161 amino acids. Gene Ontology annotation, biological process: vesicle-mediated transport; anterograde synaptic vesicle transport; intracellular protein transport. Gene Ontology annotation, cellular component: membrane coat; AP-3 adaptor complex. The record is from RefSeq and is a predicted model, not a curated record.